AUGACGAUGGAAGAGGAGGCUGCGCUGCUUGGCAAGGUAGACUCCACGGAGACAGUGGCUGCCCUUGCGCAAAGCCUGAGCGCAAAGUUCCUGCACGGCUUGGACCUGUUUAGUGACUCGAUUCGAGACGCCGUUGCGGGAUCCUCCAUCUUCCACCACCAUGGACAUGUCCUCUUCAAGGCCAAGUCAGCACUGGAUUUGGCCUUGGCCUUGGAAGCCACAAAAGGGAAAGAGGUCCAGACGGUGACAGUGCGGGACAUGUUCCGCUGGAAACUGUCUGAAGUUGCAUUGAUUGGUGGCCAAUGGGCCAUCAUCGGCUGCUGCAGCGGCAUGAUGUCCAUCUCCAGUGCCGAUGAUAUCCUGGGCCUUCCCACUACCAUGUUCCAUGCUGGAGCCAGCUCGGUCGUCUCAGCCCUGUGA
Messenger RNA from Capronia coronata CBS 617.96, 420 nucleotides. RefSeq lists its product as uncharacterized. NCBI's taxonomy places the organism in Eukaryota, Fungi, Ascomycota, Eurotiomycetes, Chaetothyriales, Herpotrichiellaceae. The transcript has 2 exons. The record is from RefSeq and is a predicted model, not a curated record. Bases 1 to 420 code for a protein of 139 amino acids.